AUGGAGACCAGGAGCGCAAAGGGAUCGUCUGUUGUCCUCUUUGGCUUGUCGUUCAACUUAAUGCUGACGUUGGCUUCACUUGGUUUCACGUGUUAUUCUUUGAAUCGAUUUGAUUCGCGUCUAACAGCAGUUGAACAGGAUUUGCUAGCUACAAAUAGUCCAUCUCGGCUUGCCGAUGGCGUGAUUGUUGAACCAACAUCUACGCAUUCACCUCUAAGUGGGCCGCAAAAGAAGAAAAAUGUCGCCAAAAGAGCUGCCGAUAAUACAUCUAUGUGCCGCAAAUGCAGCAGUGCCUGUUUAAACUUGAAUGUGCAUCGAAGCAACUUGACAGUGGAAGGUAGUCAGGAAAAGAUAGUUUGCAUGGAAGGACCUAGAGGGCCCCCAGGCCCUCCCGGUUCGUCUGGACCUACUGGUCCCCAGGGCCCUCCCGGACCAAGUGGUAAAAGAGGAAGAAAGGGAACUGCGGGUGCACCUGGACGUCAGGGAAAACGAGGCAGCAGAGGAUUACCAGGACCCCCCGGACCUGCAGGCCCGCCUGGUAAAGCAACACAUCGUGAAGCAAGUCCCAGUGAUGGCCGCCAGUUAGAAUCACCACGCUUUGUUGCAAAACCCUCUCCUUCCAUGACAGUGAAAGAGAAACAAAGAGUGGUAUUACCUUGCAAAGCAGGUGGGUUCCCACCGCCGGUGAUCACGUGGUAUAAAGACGGUCAAGUGAUAGAAGAAGAACGGAAACAAUUUAAGAAAAGAAAUUUGGAAAUAAAGAGCAUUUUGUUCGAAGAUCAUGGCAUGUACACAUGCACAGCGGAGAAUUUGUUGGGCAGAGUCCAGUUAUCAGUUAAUAUAACUGUAAAAGUACCAGCAAAAUUUAUCACAGAACCGAAGCGGUCUGUGAUUGGUUACAAAAACUGGGACACAAUUCUCAAAUGUGAUAUCUUUGGUUACCCUUCACCUGUGAUUACGUGGACAAGAUCACGCAACCAACUUCCCAUCAACCGACAUGUCAUUGAUGGCGACACACUUACGAUUAAAAACACGACGGAGGACGAUGGCGGUGCUUACCUAUGUGAAGGAGAGAAUCAACUUGGGAGCGUCAUAGCAGUAACAUGGAUUAUUGUAAAAGAUGUUGUGAAUCCUUUUAUUGUGGCGCGCCCUUCCAGUGAGGUUCAAGUGCAGAAUGUCGGUGACUCUGUCAAGUUCAAUUGUUCUGCUCGUGGUUCGCCGCUGCCUAAAGUCAAAUGGUUCAAGGAUGGACGACGAGUUGUUUCCAAGGCAAAACAUGACGGGAAAGAUGUAAUAACGAGUGAAUUUGGCAUCCGCCACUUUAAGCCGAGUGACGCUGGAACCUACACGUGUCUGUUUUAUAACGAUAAGAAUUGGACAACGGAAGCCAACACAAGCUUGAGUACGUAG
Molecule: messenger RNA, 1410 nt
Organism: Orbicella faveolata
Lineage: Eukaryota; Metazoa; Cnidaria; Anthozoa; Scleractinia; Merulinidae
Product: roundabout homolog 1-like
Source: RefSeq, a predicted model, not a curated record